Molecule: messenger RNA, 570 nt
Organism: Oppiella nova
Lineage: Eukaryota; Metazoa; Arthropoda; Arachnida; Sarcoptiformes; Oppiidae
Source: the annotation of a GenBank genome assembly
AUGUUUACCAAUGGCUUCAAAGAGACUGCGGACAGGGAGGUAGUGGUUGAGGAUACCAGUGCCGAGGCGUUCAAAGUGAUGCUGAGGUAUAUGUAUUGCGAGCGACUGGUGCUCCCCGAGGGACAAGACUUCCAGCUCAUACACCACGUGCUAAAACUCGCCGAUUAUUACCAGUUGUUUAGACUUAUAGACAGCUGUGAACGACAUUUAAUCGCCACUAUAGGACUGGAAAAUGUGGAGAUCAUCGCCCGGUUAGCCAAUGACUAUCGGAUGUCGGACUUAAUAUCCGUUGUGAAGGCAUUUCUGGACACAAACUUCAAUCACUUCCUGUCCUCCAGAGACCAGUCGUCUCUCAACUCGUUGAACACAUCCACUGAUAACCUGUUCUUCGAGAUUAUGACCAAAAACUUUCGCAAAACUAAACUAUUUUUUGAACCCAUGACUAAGACCCGGACCUAUUGUGCCGGCGCUAAGAACUCAUACGGAUAUCAGGAGUCAUCCCAUUAUUACUAUACCCCCGAUGCGGGCCAGUACUCAACAUUCAGUUUCGAUAAACUACAUGAGUCGUAA